Vicia faba (fava bean) is the source of this 639-nucleotide messenger RNA. Lineage: Eukaryota; Viridiplantae; Streptophyta; Magnoliopsida; Fabales; Fabaceae. The record is from the annotation of a GenBank genome assembly.
AUGGGUGUUUUCUAUCACGAGGAGGAGCAAGCAAAUCAUUCAAAGAGGUGCAAAUUUUUUGCAGCUAGUCUCAAGGAAGUGUUCUCCAACUGUCAAACUUUCGGCCGAACUCGAAGGGUUUCGUCCGCAAGACUUGAAGACGAGUUUCCAAUUAGUGAUCUUGAUGAAGAACAGCAAGUGAUUGUUUCGGCGAUUAGAAGCCGGGCUAUGGAGAAACAAAGGAACAAGCCAAGCCAAUUGAGAGAGAGUUUUUCUUGGGUAUAUUCUCCUGCAACAAGAGAACUGUGUGUUACUGAGAAAAUGAAACCACAAGCAAAUGAAGAACAAGGUGAACGAGAAGAAUUUUUGUCAGUUAAAAGCUGUUUCUCAAUGUAUUCAUCUUCUAGUGCUAAUGGAGAAGCAUUUCAUUCUGUGAAGACUAACCUUUCAAGAUGUUCAAGCUUGAAUGAGUUUGAUCUGUCAGAUUAUUGGAAGCGUUCGAUAAUUCAAGAGUUCGGUCAUUGCGAGGGAUGGCCUUUUGGUCUCUGCCGGAAAGCUGUGUUGCUUCCACCGCUGCCGAAGUCUCCAUCUGAAUCAUGGUUGUAUCGAAAAAUACAACCAAGUACCAAAGUUACUUCAAGUCUAUUAUCUGUACUUUGA